AUGUUUUGGCGGAAGAAGAAAGAGCAACGAGAUGUGUUCACCUUUGAGGAUCUUACGCGAUUUCCGAUGGUCUUCUAUAAAACCAUUGGCGAGGAUCUUUAUUCGGAACGGGAUAAGAAUCUGUUGCGUCGCUAUCUGUUGCGUUUCUAUCUGAUAUUGGGAUUCCUCAAUUUCAAUGCGUAUGUCGUCGGGGAAAUUGCGUAUUUCAUAGUGCACAUCACAUCGACAACAACGCUGCUGGAGGCAACUGCUGUGGCGCCUUGCAUCGGGUUCAGUUUCAUGGCCGAUUUCAAGCAAUUCGGUUUGACAGUGAAUCGCAGAACGUUGGUCAAGCUGCUCGACGAUCUCAAGGAGAUCUUUCCUAUGUCCAAGGAGAAACAGGAGGCGUAUCAUGUGGCCUACUACAACAAGCAUAUGAAUCGUGUCAUGUGGCUUUUCACUAUUCUCUGCAUGACUUACACCUCAUCGUUCAGCUUUUAUCCGGCCAUCAAGUCGACCAUCAAAUACUAUUUCAUGGGCUCGGAGAUCUUUGAGCGCAACUACGGCUUUCACAUUUACUUUCCCUACGAUGCCGAAACGGACAUCACAGUCUAUUGGUUCUCCUAUUGGGGAUUGGCCCAUUGCGCCUAUGUCGCUGGUGUCUCGUAUGUCUGCGUCGAUCUGCUGCUCAUCACCACGAUCACCCAGCUGACAAUGCACUUCAACUACAUGGCUGACACUUUGGAAGCCUACGAUGGCGAUGCCCACACCGAGGAGGAGAACGUCAAGUGGGCACAGAAUCUCGUUGUGUAUCAUGCCCGGGCCUUAGACCUCAGCGAGGAGGUGAACAACAUCUUCAGCUUCACCAUUCUCUGGAACUUUAUUGCUGCCUCUUUGGUGAUCUGUUUCGCUGGCUUUCAGAUCACCGCCUCCAAUGUGGAGGAUAUUGUGCUCUAUUUCAUCUUCUUUUCGGCGUCGCUUGUGCAAGUUUUUGUGGUCUGCUAUUAUGGCGAUGAAAUGAUCUCGUCGAGUUCGCGGAUUGGACACUCGGCAUUCAACCACAAUUGGCUGCCGUGCAGCUCGAAGUACAAGCAGAUUAUGCGCUAUAUAAUUAUGCGUAGCCAGAAGCCCGCCUCCAUCAGACCGCCCACAUUUCCGCCCAUAUCGUUCAAUACAUUCAUGAAGGUCAUCAGCAUGUCUUAUCAGUUCUUUGCUCUGCUUCGAACUACCUAUUAUGGUUAAUUAUCGAUCAAUUCAGUUGCGAAAUGUUUUGUAUUUCAAAAAGGGAGAACUCAUCAUAAUUACCAUUUGCUUAAUUUGCCAAUAAUUUGCAUUGUUUGCCCAAGCCAAAGUUAGUUAAACGUGUUGACUUAAUAAAUAAUUAUAUAUUUGGCUUUUAUGCAAUUACUUAGCCAACAAAUACUCAAUGUGUAAUUAGGAAUUUAUCCUUAUUAAAUAACCAAAAACCUAGAACACAUUUUCACACUUUGCAAUUGCCUCACGGCACGCAUCGAUGAAACCUCAGAAUUGUUUAACUUAUUGUCAUAUCAGCGUUUAAGGAUUGUGCAACCAUCGUUGGACUUUAAUCCAAAAUCGAAUCGAAACUAUUUGCACAUACAUUAAA
This is a messenger RNA of Drosophila nasuta, 1603 nucleotides long. RefSeq names its product Odorant receptor 92a (gene Or92a). Gene Ontology annotation, molecular function: odorant binding; olfactory receptor activity. The record is from RefSeq and is a predicted model, not a curated record. The transcript is spliced from 3 exons. Gene Ontology annotation, biological process: sensory perception of smell; detection of chemical stimulus involved in sensory perception of smell. The coding region runs from base 1 to 1221 and encodes 406 amino acids. Lineage: Eukaryota; Metazoa; Arthropoda; Insecta; Diptera; Drosophilidae. Gene Ontology annotation, cellular component: plasma membrane.